Cuscuta campestris is the source of this 2564-nucleotide messenger RNA. The record is from the annotation of a GenBank genome assembly. NCBI's taxonomy places the organism in Eukaryota, Viridiplantae, Streptophyta, Magnoliopsida, Solanales, Convolvulaceae.
GUUGAUUUUUAUAUCAGUUUGCUUCCCCAAAAAAAGCAAGUUAACUUUUUUACUUGAUGAAUUUUUGUACUUAAUAAAUCUUAGAUCCUUCGCCAAUAAACAGACUUCUCAGAGGUAGCUGAUGAAUCAAUCUCCCAUGGAGGCUAAUCAUCACAGGCAGCUUGUUCUAAAAUGCGCCGUCGUCUCGAGACUAGUGGUGAUAUUUUUAGCAAUUCUAUGGAGAUGUCUUCUUAGCCCCUACGACACAUCUGCUUCCAUAGACCCUAGCUGCCUCACAUCCGAAUUGAAUUCACACGCGCCGCCAGUUCUCCUCCCGCGUGUGGCGGCAGCAAUUGAGAACGGCAUUGUAUGGGACAGUGUAUACUUUGUUCGGAUCGCGCAGUGUGGAUACGAAUACGAACAGUCAUAUGCAUUCUUCCCUCUCCUUCCCAUUUCCAUUUCCCUGCUCUCUAGAUCAGUUUUUUCCCCGUUGAUACCCGUGAUUGGACAUAGAGCUGUUCUGGGAUUAUCUGGAUGCGUGCUCAAUAACAUUGCAUUUGUUUUAGCUGCUCUGUAUCUUUACAGGCUCUCAGUAAUUGUUGUGAAGGACUCAGAGCUAGCAAUGAGAGCUUCACUACUCUUUUGCUUAAAUCCUGCUUCCGUGUUUUACUCAUCAAUAUAUACUGAGAGUCUCUAUGCCCUUUUUUCAAUUGGAGGAUUAUAUUACUUCACAAGUGGUGCAAGAAAUAUUGCUACACUUUGGUUUGCUCUCUCUGGGUUUUCACGGUCAAAUGGAAUACUUACUGCAGGCUAUAUAUGUUUUCAGAUGAUGCAUUCUGUUUACAGUUCUGCUGUUCUAAGAAAGCAUGCAAUUUUUGUUUUCUGGGAACUUAUCGUCGGUGCUAUUCGUAGCAUAUGCAUUAUUUUCCCAUUCAUUGGUUUCCAAGCUUAUGGAUAUUACAAUAUCUGUGUGGGACAUUCUCCAAGUCCAUGGUGCAAGAAGAGGAUACCUCUAUUCUAUGACUAUAUCCAAGGUCAUUAUUGGGGAGUGGGAUUCUUGAGGUAUUUUCAAAUAAAACAAAUCCCAAACUUUGUACUCGCUUCUCCAGUGUUGUCUCUUGCACUUUGUUCAAUUAUUCAUUACGUGAAGCUAGAGCCGAAAGUUUUUCUCUCCCUAGGCUUCAGAAGAGUCUCUUCUCCUAUGAAUGAUAAUAAAGGGGGGCAGGACAGUGCUCGCCUUUUGGUGAUGAAAGAUGAUGCCUCUUACAAAUUGAAUGAAGGUGGUGAUUGUGCCCUUAAACAACGGAAACACGUUGCUACUGUUGGAAGAAGACAGAAUUUUACUGCCUUAGAAACUGGAAAAACAGAUGAUAAUAAUCUCUCAACAGCAGCUAUAAUACAAGUACCUUUGGUUCUUCAUCUCGGAUUCAUGACAGCCACAGCUUUUCUUGUCAUGCAUGUGCAGGUUGCAACCCGGUUCUUAUCUGCCAGCCCACCUCUCUACUGGUUUUCUUCAUAUGUUAUGAUGUCAGCUUCUUCUUCUUCUAAGCGUAACAUUGCGCAGAGGGGAUUUGGGUGCGGGUAUUGUAUUUGGGUGUAUUGCUGGGCAUACAUCUUUCUUGGCACUCUUCUCUUUUCGAACUUCUACCCUUUCACUUGAUAAAAGGAUGCCACAAGCAAGUCUUGUCUCUUUAUUAGACUUGGGCUGUAGUCAACAACACUGAAUCACUUGAUGUUAAUUCAUGUAUUUAGGUGUAACACACAUGAAGACAUCAAAUGUUGCAGGAAAUUAACUCAAACAUGCACACUUUGAUAGAGAGGUUCUAAAACGUGCAAUGGUAUACAACAAUGGACCAUACCACAGUGACACCAAGUUUGACACCAAUACCACAGACAUUGCAUAAACAGUCUUUGAGUACUUGCACAUGCACAGGGGUCUGUGCAUGUCUGUUACAAUGGUGUCAUCAAUGAUGUCAAACCCUAAUAUUAUAAUAGCAUUUUCCAUGUAUUGAUUUUGAGUUUGUGCACAUGGGUGGUAGUACGCCAAGUGUGAAAAUUUGAGGCAAUAACACAAUAUAUUGCUUCGAAAAAAUGAAGCUAGCUAUAACUAAAUAAUGGUCAAUUUACACGAGAUGUGGACUCUAUAUCACAGUGUAACUAUCUCUCUGAAACAUUCAACAACAUGCUCAAGUGAUGCCAGACCCCAGUGAUAUAUGCAAGUCUGAAACCCGCAUAAGAUGCACGAAUGAAGUUCAAUUGGUUGUUUUUCUUGAAACCAAGACUAGACCUCUGCAUUCUUCGGGCAAAGCAAAAGAUUAAAGUUUCUGCAGAUUUUUCAGAGUUUUCCUAAAUGAGCUUCCUUGUAUGUUAAACGCAGAAUUCCCUUACAAAUCAAAGGUAUGAUUUUUCAUGGCUUAAAGUGAUAUGGAAUAAGUCUUAGGAAGUAAUAAGUGGCAAAGCAGUGACAGUGUACCAGACUACCAGGUACAACCAAUCUAAUUUGAUGAUGUUUUGUUUUAGAACACGAAAAGUUAGUUAAUUUAGUGAGCUUAUGAGAGGGGUGUUUAUAAAUUUAGACACAGAUU